Molecule: messenger RNA, 267 nt
Organism: Didymodactylos carnosus
Lineage: Eukaryota; Metazoa; Rotifera; Eurotatoria; Philodinida; Philodinidae
Source: the annotation of a GenBank genome assembly
AUGGCAAGAUUAGUAUUGAGUUUAUCGUUUAUUAUGUUGUUACGGUUAUCUGCUUAUUAUGCUCAGUGUGAUCCCAAUAUUUGUUCUGUAUUAGAUUAUUAUCAUUCAUUGAUAUCUCCUUGUUUUAGUGAUUCAGAUGAAGAUCGUUGUAAAACAAUUUAUGAUUGUGCCACUAUUGGUAGUGACUUGGCAUCAUUUUUUAUUGUUAACAUCACAUCCGAUGAAAGAAAAGUUAUACGUGAAUUAUUUAAAGUUGAAGAUUUAUAA